AUUUUGGCACUUCUGCGUAUGCGUUAGAAAAUGGCUUGGCCCGCGUAGAUCAGUCCGUACCUGUAGCACCAGCAAGUCCUUCUUUGACCUCCAUGAUGUUGAAUCAGAGUAGCGUGGACAAGUCAUCAUCUGGCAAUGAAGUGAUUUCCUCUCAGACGACCAAACCUAAGACCGCGGCGAACGCUGCUGGCGCACAGGAGGAGGAAGACCAUAUCUCCAAGCUGGAUAUCAGAGUCGGAAUUGUCCGUUCGGUCUCAGCGCACCCUGGUGCCGAAUCGCUCUAUAUUGAACAAGUGGAUGUUGGCGACAAAGAUAGUGACAAGGACAAGGAGACAAGGACGAUUGUCAGUGGUUUGGUGCAUCAUGUGCCCAAGGACUACUUGGAGGGUCGCGCUGUCAUUGUGGUCGGCAACAUGAAGCCAUCAAAACUGCGAGGAGUUGUUUCAGAGGGUAUGUUACUGUGCGCUAUGGAAGUCGAUGCAGAAGAUGAGGUGACCAGGGUCGCAUUACUGGAGCCUGCAGAGGGAAGUCAGCCAGGAGACAAAGUCAUGAUUGAUGGAUACACUGACGAAGCGACAGUUCCUGUGCCGGUGCUGACACCGAAGCGCAAGUGGUUUGAGAAGUCGCGGGUACACUUCUCUGUCAGAGACGGAGUGGCUUACUACAAGGGAUCUCCCUUCAAGACCGUCAAGGGCCUGAUCCGCUGCAAAACCAUUUCCGAGGGUCAAAUCUCGUAGUAGACUUAUUUCGUGCGAUGGACACUUUCUUUGCACAAUAAAACCAUCCAUGCACAUGUACAUACACAGAAUCUAUACACAAUACACAAUACACAAUACACC
Molecule: messenger RNA, 839 nt
Organism: Gamsiella multidivaricata
Lineage: Eukaryota; Fungi; Mortierellomycota; Mortierellomycetes; Mortierellales; Mortierellaceae
Exons: 3
Coding region: 93-737 (214 amino acids)
Molecular function (GO): tRNA binding
Source: RefSeq, a predicted model, not a curated record